ACAUCAUACAUCCCAUUAUGCAAACAUGCUAGUCAUGGUGUUGGUGGAUCCAUCUAUCUUUGGGAUGUGAGAAUGGAGGUUGCUCUGUACUCAAUUCUGCUAACAAACCGCUGCUUUUUUAGGGAUUAAUCCGACAGUCGUGAGCUUCUCCUUCAAUUUCCAUCGUCUGUUCACAGCAUUCUCUUCUACUGGUCUCUGGUCACUCUCCUUAACCGGCCAUGGCGACGAUGCCAUGGACAUGGCUGUUGUUGUUACUUGCUGCUGCAGUGCACCUUUACAUGGUCUCAAGCGAUUCGCACGGUCAAGAUGUGGCAGCACUGCUAGCUCUAAGGGAUGCAUGGCAGCACACGCUGCCAAGUUGGCAUAAAUCAAAUGAUCCUUGCAAUUCGAAGUGGGAUGGGGUCUAUUGCACUGGUGAAAGGGUGACCGAAUUGAAAUCAUCAUCCAUAGGCCUUGUGGGUUAUCUCGGCGGCGACAUUGGGGGACUUACUGACUUGCAAAUCUUGGACCUUUCUUCCAACAAGGGCCUAUCUGGAUUCAUCUCUCCAUCGAUAAGCGGGUUGAAGAAAUUAAACACUCUGAUCCUGGCUGGCUGCAGCUUCACUGGCAACAUCCCAAAGGAAUUAGGAAACCUACAAGAACUCUCGUUCCUGGCUCUGAAUUCAAACAACUUCACUGGUCAAAUACCUCCUUCUUUGGGUAUGCUCUCCAAAGUUUACUGGCUGGACCUGGCAGACAAUCAGCUGACUGGAUCUCUCCCUGUCUCAACGUCAACCACCCCCGGGUUGGACCAUCUUCACAAUGCAAAGCAUUUCCAUUUCAGCAAUAACAAGCUAUUGGGUAAAAUUCCAGCCAAGCUUUUCAGCUCUGAAAUGAAGCUGAUACACAUACUAUUUGAUGGAAAUCAACUAACUGGGGAGAUCCCAUCCACACUAGGGCUUGUGCAAACCCUAGAGUUUCUGAAUUUAGCAAACAACCAGUUGACAGGCCCAGUACCUGACCUGACAGGAAUGACUUCUUUCACUUACAUGGACCUCAGCAACAAUUCAUUCAAUGUAUCAGAAGUUCCGGACUGGCUCUCAACCACACGAUCUCUCACCACUAUAAUCAUGGAAAACGGAGCACUUGAAGGUCCAGUCCCCAAAGAGCUGUUCAGCAUUCCACAACUGCUGCAAGUGAAAUUAAAGAACAAUGCAUUCAAUGGCACCUUGGACAUGGGUGAAAGCAUCAGCCCACAACUACAACUGGUAGAUUUGGAAAACAACCAAAUUACCUCCGUUACGGAGCAUCUCAGCUAUACAAAAACUCUAGAACUAGUCGGGAACCCACUCUGUACUUCCCCUAUGCCUGACUAUGAUAAGUACUGCCGGGACCAGCAAUCAUCAGCAAAAACCUAUUCAACCAGUCUGGAAAACUGUAGCAGUAUAUCAUGUCCCUCCGGACAGAGGCCAAGCCCUCAGAGUUGCCAUUGUGCCUACCCAUUCACUGGAACUCUGAUAUUCAGAGCACCUCCUUUCAGUGACUUGUCCAACAGCACGAGAUUCCAGUCACUGGAAAUGAAAAUGUGGAUGGAACUCAGCCUAACUCCAGGUUCAGUAUCUCUUCAGAACCUAUCCUUAGACAUGCAUCGCCGUCUCGUGAUGGACUUGGAACUCUUCCCUUCCAACGGAAAGUCCUUCAACUGGUCAGAGAUUCAGAGGAUCGGCUUCGCUCUUCACAACCAAAGUUUUAAACCACCCAAUGAGUUUGGACCAUACUCUUUUAUUACACCUCUAAAUUAUCCUUUCCCAGAGGGAAGUGGAGGGACUUCGAUAAGUUCAGGCAUAAUCAUUGGGAUAGCCAUCGGUUGCACUGUUAUGGUUCUCCUGCUAGUGGGAGUGGGGAUAUACACCUUCCGGCAAAAGAAACGGGCUGAAAGAGCCAUCCAAUUAGGCAGACCUUUCGCAUCUUGGGGUCUGAGCAGCGGAGACAGUGGCGGUGCACCACAACUAAAAGGUGCACGAUGUUUUUCUUAUGAUGAACUCAAAAAGGCCACCAACAACUUCUCAGAGAUCAAUGAGAUUGGAUCAGGAGGUUAUGGCAAGGUUUACCGAGGUAAACUUCUAGGUGGGCAGAUUGUGGCAAUCAAAAAAGCACAGCAAGGAUCCAUGCAAGGUGGGCUGGAGUUCAAGACUGAAAUUGAGUUGCUUUCUAGGGUUCAUCACAAGAACCUUGUCAGUCUCUUGGGUUUCUGUUUUGAGAAUGGUGAACAGAUGCUGAUCUACGAAUAUGUUCUAAAUGGAACACUAAGCCAAAGCUUGUCUGGGAGAAAUGGCAUCCAUCUGGAAUGGAAGAGGAGACUUCGUAUUGCUUUAGACUCAGCAAGAGGAUUAGCUUAUCUUCACGAACUCGCCGAUCCUCCCAUAAUACAUAGAGACGUCAAGUCUGCUAAUAUUCUUUUGAAUGAAAAUCUAACUGCCAAGGUUGGAGACUUUGGCCUGUCAAAGCUAGUAUCAGAUAGCAGAAAGGGACAUGUUUCUACUCAAGUUAAAGGCACAUUUGGUUAUCUCGAUCCUGAAUAUUACAUGACUCAACAACUGACAGAUAAGAGCGACGUAUACAGCUUCGGUGUGGUUAUGCUCGAGCUGAUAUCUGCGAAGAAGCCAAUAGAGAAUGGCAAGUAUAUUGUUCGGGUGGUCCAAAUGGCAAUGGAUAAAAAUGAAGAAUACUACGGCCUGAGCGAGAUAAUGGAUCCUUCCAUUCGGUAUGCAACCAAUCUCAUUGGUUUUGGGAGGUUUUUGGAGUUGGCCAUGCAAUGCGUCAAAGAAUUGGCUGCGGACCGUCCAACAAUGAGUGAGGUGGUGAAGGAAAUCGAGACCAUACUGCAGAAUGAUGGGCUGAACACAAACUCAGCUUCCGCAUCUUCGUCUGCCACGAACUUUGGGUUCAUGAAGGGUUCAGUGCACGAUCCUUAUGAUCAAACUCUACUAAAAAAGGAUGAAAAUAGCGAUGCUUUCGACUACAGUGGUGGGUACGCAUUAUCGGCCAAAGUCGAACCCAAGUAGCAUAAUUUUUUUUCUUACUGCUAUUAUAUUUGUUUGCAGAAUGAAAACUGCAAAACCAUAAAAUGGUAUUGUAUUUGUACCCUUGCAUCUGAAUUGUAUCUCAAAUGGAACUGAUUUCCUUUUUUCC
This is a messenger RNA of Magnolia sinica, 3171 nucleotides long. Its product is annotated as leucine-rich repeat receptor protein kinase HPCA1-like. NCBI's taxonomy places the organism in Eukaryota, Viridiplantae, Streptophyta, Magnoliopsida, Magnoliales, Magnoliaceae. Bases 219 to 3044 code for a protein of 941 amino acids. Gene Ontology annotation, biological process: protein phosphorylation. The record is from RefSeq and is a predicted model, not a curated record. The transcript has 18 exons. Gene Ontology annotation, molecular function: protein binding; ATP binding; protein kinase activity.